ACUUCGUGUUAUUCAUGGCCAGAUAUUUCUGGAAAAAUUGAUUCCGUGCUACUAAUUACUUCUUUUCAACGUGUUGAUUCCAUUGACAUUUCUCAUUCACGAUGUCAACAUCUCCCGAGAACCCCACCAUUGUAAUCGUCCAAGGUUCCUUCCAAACACCCCUUGUCUACGCAGACCUCUUCAACAAACUCACAGAAAAUGGCUACCCAACAAUCCACCCCAAACUACCCAGCUGCACAGAUAUCUCCCAUCCCGACUUUGCAUCCAAGGACCUCAUCGACGAUGCGCUCGCCGUCCGCUCAGCAGUCACGCGACUCGUCGAGUACGAGAGCAAAACGGUGGUAUUGGUAAUGCACUCGUACGGCGGACUCGUCGGAAGUGAAGCAGUACCACCUGAGCUUUCCUAUACACACCGGAAAAGUAAAGGACUGGAAGGUGGUGUAAUACAUUUAUUCUACUUCACCGCAUUCAUCAUGGAAGAAGGAAACUCGGUCUUAGGAACAUUCGGAGAAUCAUCAAAUAACAUCGUCUCGGUAAUUUCCUCUCUUCAAUCCCCUCUUCUUCCAACCAUUGACAUAAAUCCAGCCAAAUGGAACAUUCACCAUACUCAACCCCGAGAAAGUCCUCUACGGCGAUCUACCCCCAUCUGAAGCCGAGAGAUGGACUUCAAAACUGAUUCCUCAAUCUUACGCUGUGCAAAAAACGAAACUUACGAGAGCGGCAUGGAAAUACAUCCCUUCUACGUAUCUUGUUGGGACGAAUGAUCAGGCUGUUCCAAAGGAGUACCAGGACGGGUUCGCUAAGAUGGCUGGCGCUGAUGUUGUGGAGGAGAGUGUGGGACAUAGCGCUAUGUUGAGUCAUUUGGAAGUUUUGGUGGAGAGAGUUUUGGGGGCUGUUAAAAGUGCUUUGGAGAGGACUAAGGAGGUGUGAUGGGAGGAAUGUAUCUGCCAGAGAAAGACGGAAGUUUCCAUGAGAUUGCCACCCCUUCCGACCUGGGACCAG
This is a messenger RNA of Hymenoscyphus albidus, 1002 nucleotides long. Lineage: Eukaryota; Fungi; Ascomycota; Leotiomycetes; Helotiales; Helotiaceae. The record is from the annotation of a GenBank genome assembly.